Messenger RNA from Fraxinus pennsylvanica, 2055 nucleotides. NCBI's taxonomy places the organism in Eukaryota, Viridiplantae, Streptophyta, Magnoliopsida, Lamiales, Oleaceae. The record is from the annotation of a GenBank genome assembly.
AUGGUCUUGACGAGUCUUAUUCUUUUUCUCCUUCAAAUCCCGAAGCCACAGCGACGAUCUGAAAACAAUGGUAGUGCUUCUCCGCACAAUGGUAGUACUAAGCACAUCUUCUCUAAACAACACAUCUUCUCGAUGGUGUUGCUUCUCUGCGCAGAACAUCUUCGCACGAGUAGCCGCUGGGUACACCACCUUCCCAAGAGGUCGUGCACCACUAGAACAACUGAUUCGGUGCUCUUCGCGCAAGGUGCCACUGGGCACACCACCUUCCAACGCAGCUACUGCAAGAGGAGCACUGCUGCAAGAUUUGAUGCAUCGCGCGGCGUCAUUGGAGCCAGUCUACAUAAAGCCAGUGGUCAGGAAUUUCAGAAACACUUCUCAAUAUUCAGGUCUACUAUAUGCUACAAAGAGAAGUGUGUAUCUGUGUGUGUGUUACCUGUUAUGGAUUCACCAACUAUAAUCAAAACCCUAAAGUACAAUCCCCCCCAGAAGCCUAUGUUUAGUGCUGUAGAUACUUCUCUUCAUUACAGAUCUUUUGUUCAAGAAAAUAUUUUUACAAAUGCAUCUUUUUCUUCCUACCCUAAACCUAAACAGAAUUCCCCAGAAAAUGACACUGAGAUAAGCAUUUUUGAUGCCCAAAAAUACUUCAGUGAAAGCAAUGAUCCAAAAGACAGUAAAAGACUGUCUAUAACAAAUCAGAAAGAUGCGUCAGAGCCAUCGGAUGCAGUGCCAGUUCCAAGAUUGUCAUCAGCUUCUUCAGUUGAUGGAUGUGGAAGGAAUUUUCGCACACGAUCAUUCCAAGCUACGCCUACAGCCUCGUCUGAGGCCAGUUGGAACAGCCAGACGGGGCUUUUGGAGACUCCCCAAGGUUCUAUUUCAGUUAAGUUGAGGAAUUUUCCACCUGAUCAUAGCCAGAAAAGAAGUUCUAAUGCCAAGAAAUGGAUUUUUGGAAGAAAAUGUUGCUGUAGUGGGAAAAAAUGUGUACAAGUUAAAGAAGAAAGAUCCGACUCGGAUCGUGUUACGUAUGCAAAUAAUGAGAGCCACAAGUCCAGAGAGAGUAUAGCAGGAAACGCACGAAAUAUGUCACUCAAAAAUUCAGUUCCAAAUGAAAUGAGGGAACCAAGGAUAUCAUCAGAGAAUCAUUUUGCAUCUACCGCGGCUUUUCCACAACGCAUAUUAGCACCAGUAAGGCAGCUUGGUGAUGGCACGGGGGGCUUUUCUUUCCCCAUUUUGAGCCCUUCAUGCCCGGCUACUAAGUCUAUUUUUAAAGGAAUAAGUUCCAAACCAAUUAGUCCAUUAGAAGAUCCACCUCGUGACUCAUUGGAAGUUUUCCAACCAACGAGGAAAUCGAUUUCAAGAACUCCGAUGGAUCCUCAACGAGGUCCGCUUGGAGGUUUUACAAUGCCGGGAAGCCCCAUAUCUGGAGUUGCAGCCACUGACGACACAGACGACGAUGUGGGAAGUGAUGCAAGUUCAGACUUAUUUGAACUUGAAAGCUUUUCUACUCAGACAACAUCGUAUCCAAUGUAUCGUAGGAGGGAUUCACUUGAUGACAAUCCUACUUUCAAUGCAAGAAGAUUUGCAUCUUCUAAUGGCAGUGAAAGUACUUUUUACGGCCGGAGAAGUCUGGAUGAGCCUCAGACUCCAAGCAUUGCAGCAACAGAGUGUUACGCACCAAGUGAAGUCAGUGUCGACUGGAGUGUCACCACCGCUGAGGGCUUUGACAGGGCAAGUUUAACCAACUUCUCCAUCUCUGCCUCAGAAAUUGGAAAUGUAGCAUUUUUAAGGCAAAGAUUGGCGGAGAAAAAUGGUGAAGCCGCCUGCAGCAAUGGCGCUGGUUGCAAUGAAGCCAGCAAGAGGAAAGGGAACGGGUUGUUGAGCUGUCGACAUGAGAAGGCAGUGAGCGUAGGGCCGCUGCCCUUAAAAUUCCUGCCAGAGGGCCCACCGUUGCCAUUGAUUUCCACAACAGGCCACAUGAAUGGCAGGCCACGUAAAGCAAAUAAGCCACCACUUGCAAGUUCUUACUCUACUGGCGUGUCACUUGCUUUUGCUGCAUGA